AACAGAAAUAUCCUAACCUACAAUUAUAAGUACACCGCAUAGAAGAAUACUCAACGUAUUUUAUACAAAAUGACUGAAUGUGACAGUGUUAAAAAAAUAACUAAACAGUUUUUAUGCGCUGUUUCUUUGCCUCAGUUUAAUUUUUACGACUUAUUGAAUAACCCAACAAUAGAAACACAGCAAAUAAUUUUUAAUAGCACGGUAGAUUCAGAAAUUGUUUCAAAAUAUCCUAUUGAUGUUAAUUAUCAAAAAACAUUCGUAAAAUACAUAUUGAACGUGCUGGAAAAACAGGAAACUGCAAUUGAUGAUUGUGUAUAUAAUGCGUACGGCCGAUUGGUGGCGCUACCAAGCAACAAUUACUAUUUUAAACACUACAUGGACAACAAUGGAAAAAUUAUUAGUUUAAAAGAAAAUGUUAGUAUUAUUUCAGAAGGAACAACCGGUUUAAAAACGUGGCAGGCUGCCUUAGUUUUCUCAGAGUACGCAUUAAAAUAUCCCGAACGAUUUCAUGGAAAUAACAUACUGGAGUUGGGAUCAGGAGUUGGACUGGCUGGUUUAAUCAUCACCUUAAAUUGCCAUCCAAAAUCUUUUCACUUCACUGAUUGCCACGCCUCGGUUUUGAGCACUCUAUGCGAGAAUAUAAAAUUAAACAUUCCUUUAAGCGAAGAAAAUUCAAUAUGCAACUUUGAUGAAUUAAUAUUGAAUGGAAUUACCAAAGAAGGAACAGUUAAAGUGUUAAAUUUACCGUGGGAAAAAAUUGACAAGGACAUUUGCGAAAAACUGGGAAACAUCGAAAAAGUAGUCGCAGCAGAUGUGAUUUACGACAGCGAUUUGUUCAAACCUCUGAUCAACGCGAUUAAAUGUUUAGGAAGUUGUUGCAACGUUCAGGAAUUUAUUUUUUCGUGCACUGAAAGAAACAAGGACACGUUGGAUGAGUUUUUAGAUUUGCUGAGUAAGGAUUCGUUCAAGAUAGAAGAAUUAGAUGUUCCCAGAUAUGACAAUUUUAUUUGGUGUAAUGAUACACCAGUUAGACUUUUUUCUUUUAUGAAGCUGUAAUAAUUAUUUAUUAUACUAUUUAUUUUAAUAUUAUAUCAUUUACAUAUUUA
This is a messenger RNA of Aethina tumida (small hive beetle), 1106 nucleotides long. Its product is annotated as protein-lysine N-methyltransferase EEF2KMT. The record is from RefSeq and is a predicted model, not a curated record. Lineage: Eukaryota; Metazoa; Arthropoda; Insecta; Coleoptera; Nitidulidae. The transcript is spliced from 4 exons. Bases 70 to 1056 code for a protein of 328 amino acids.